Molecule: messenger RNA, 204 nt
Organism: Cooperia oncophora
Lineage: Eukaryota; Metazoa; Nematoda; Chromadorea; Rhabditida; Trichostrongylidae
Source: the annotation of a GenBank genome assembly
AUGACAAGAAGCCGGUCGCAGGCCAAUGUAUCCACGUCUGAGGAUUUGAGUGUUGGCGAACGGAAAAGUGAUGCAACGCUGAAGAACAGCAGGCCGAACAGUAUGGUGGAACCGCCAACAAAGGAUAUCAAGUCGCCGGUUGCUGCACCGCCACCAAAGUCUAACGAUUGCGGCAGUUUAGACGGUUUUACAGACAGUGAGGAG